CAAGUGAGCGAGAGGAGGACCAGACAGGAGGCAGACAGAAUAAAGGAAGUCACGGGAGGGAGAGGAAGGAAGGAGAUAAAGCAGAAACACGUCCCCGGGUCUCGCUAUGGAUACGGGCCAGAGCGCACAGGUCGCCGACAUGGGAGGAGAGCACUCCGCCGGGGUGUGCGUCGUGGAGCGGGACCGAGAGAGGUGCGAGGUGGCCAGCCCCUGCCCGCCGGCCAAGCAGCGUUCCCUGCGGGCGGUGUACGUCCUGAAUGACGGGCUGAAGUCUGUGAUGGCCAGCAGCCCGGAGUCCGGAGCGCUGCAGUGCCUGCAGAGAGCCUGCGACUCGGAGAGCGCGCUGCUCACCACCGUUACCUUCGGACGGCUGGACUUUGGAGAAACAUCCGUGCUGGACAGUUUCUACGAUGCAGACAUCGCGGUUGUGGACAUGAGCGAUGUGUUUCGGCAGCCUUCCUUGUUUUACCAUCUUGGCGUGCGGGAGAGCUUUGACAUGGCCAAUAACGUCAUCCUGUAUCAUGACACUGACCCCGACACUGCCCAGUCACUGAAGGACAUGGUUGCACAGAAAAACACAGCCUCCAGUGGUAACUACUACUUCAUCCCCUACAUAGUGACGCCUAAUCAUGAGUACAUGUGCUGUGAGAGUGACGCCCAGCGCAGGGCCAGUGAGUACAUGCAGCCCAGCUGGGACAACCUGCUUGGGCCGCUGUGCGUCCCCCUGACCGACCGCUUCACCAGCCUGCUGAAGGACAUCCAUGUCACAUCCUGUGCUUCAUUUAAAGACACCCUGCUAAAUGACAUCAGGAAGGCCAGAGAGAAGUACCAGGGAGAGGAGCUGGCCAAGGAGCUUUCCCGCAUCAAACUCCGAAUUGACAACACAGAAGUCCUCACCCAGGACAUCGUCAUGAACCUGCUGUUCUCUUACAGAGACAUACAGGACUACGAUGCCAUGGUGAAGCUGGUGCAGACUCUGGAGAUGCUGCCUACUUGUGAUCUGGCAACCCAGCCCAUGAUCCAGUUCCACUACGCCUUCGCCCUCAACAGGAGAAACAGCCCUGGUGACAGAGAGCAGGCUCUCAGAGUGAUGCUGCAGGUGUUGCAGUCGUGCGAACAUCCAGCGCCGGACAUGUUCUGCCUCUGUGGACGGAUAUACAAGGACAUCUUCUUGGACUCAGACUGCAAAGACAUGAAAAACAGGGACAACGCUAUACAGUGGUACAGAAAGGGUUUUGAGCUGCAACCAACUCUCUACUCUGGUAUCAACCUCGCUGUCCUCCUUAUAGUUGCUGGUCAACAGUUUGAGAGCUCCAUCGAACUGAGGAAAAUUGGUGUGAGGUUGAACAGUCUGCUGGGGCGUAAAGGCUCUCUGGAGAAGAUGAAUAACUACUGGGACAUUGGCCAGUUCUUCACUGUUAGCAUGCUAGCUCAUGACAUCACUAAAGCUACUCAGGCUGCUGAGAAGCUCUUCAAACUCAAGCCGCCUCUCUGGUAUUUGCGGUCAGUGGUGCAGAACCUGCAGCUGAUCCAGAGGUUUAAGAAGCAGACGGUGGAACAUUCUCCUCAGCGGGAGAAACUCAACUUCUGGAUGGACAUCAUCGUCGAGGCAACACAGGGCACCACCAAUCGACUGCGGUUUCCAGUGUUGAUUCUGGAGCCGACUAAGGUUUACCAGCCCUCGUAUGUGUCCAUUAACAACGAGGCUGAAGAGAAGAACGUCUCUAUCUGGCAUGUUUCUCCUGCUGAAACUAAGGGGAUCCAUGAGUGGAAUUUCACUGCAAUGUCCAUCAAAGGCAUUAGCAUCAGUAAGUUUGAUGAGCGUUGCUGCUUCCUCUACGUCCACGACAACUCAGACGACUUCCAGAUCUACUUCUCCACUGAGGAGCAGUGCGGUCGGUUCUGCUCCAUGGUGAAAGAGAUGAUAUCUGAUGGAACGGGAAACGCUGUGGAGCUGGAGGGGGAGGGAGACGGAGAUACACUGGAGUAUGAGUAUGACACGAAUGAGACGGGGGACAGGGUGGUGUUGGGGCGGGGCACCUAUGGAGUGGUGUAUGCUGGGAGAGACCUCAGCAACCAGGUCCGCAUCGCCAUCAAAGAGAUCCCUGAGAGAGACAGCAGGUAUUCCCAGCCCCUCCAUGAAGAGAUCGCCCUUCACAAGUACCUGAAGCACAGGAACAUUGUUCAGUAUUUGGGCUCCGUUUCUGAGAACGGAUACAUCAAGAUCUUCAUGGAACAAGUGCCUGGAGGAAGCCUGUCUGCGUUGCUGCGGUCCAAAUGGGGCCCGCUGAAGGAGGCCACUAUAAUCUUCUACACCAGACAGAUCCUGGAGGGCCUCCGAUACCUGCACGAGAACCAGAUCGUCCACCGAGAUAUCAAGGGUGAUAAUGUGUUGGUGAACACCUACAGUGGUGUGCUGAAGAUCUCAGACUUUGGUACCUCGAAGCGGCUUGCCGGAGUCAACCCUUGCACAGAAACAUUCACUGGUACUCUGCAGUACAUGGCUCCAGAAAUCAUUGAUAAGGGCCCUCGGGGGUACGGGGCCCCGGCUGACAUAUGGUCCCUGGGGUGCACCAUUAUAGAAAUGGCCACUGGGAAACCUCCCUUUCAUGAGCUGGGAGAGCCACAGGCGGCCAUGUUUAAGGUGGGUAUGUUCAAGAUCCACCCAGAGAUCCCUGAGUCCUUGUCUUUAGAGGCCAAGUCGUUCAUUUUGCGCUGCUUUGAGCCAGACCCCCACAAGAGGGCCAUCACCUCGGACCUCCUCAGAGACACUUUUGUCAGACACAACACCAAGGGCAAGAAGAGCAAGAUCGCCUUCAAACCAUCAGACUACAUCCACAAUGUUUCGCUGCCAGUGCAGCUGCAGUGUGAGGCCGCCGGCAGCAGCAGCAGUGAACACGGUUCUGUGAGCCCAGACUGCGACUCUAAACACGAUGUUUUCUUCCAAAAAAAGAAAAGCUCUGGCUCCGAGAACCUGCUCAAACCCCCCAACUCCAACUACUUGAGUGUUCCAGAUGAGGGUUCGGUGUCGGAGGACCGCAGUGCCCCCCCGUCCCCUGAGGACAGGGACAGCGGUCUGUUCCUGCUGAAGAAGGACAGCGAGAGGCGGGCCAUUCUGUUCAAGGUCCUCAACGACGACCAGGCAAAGGUCAUCUCCAACCUGAGAGAGAACCACAUCCAGGGCAUUGAAGAGCUUCAGCUGUCUGUCGACCACAUCAAACAGAUCAUCUGCAUCCUCCGAGACUUCAUCCAUUCCCCAGAGAGGCGCGUCAUGGCGGCCACCAUCUCCAAACUCAAGCUGGACCUGGACUUCGACUCCACCUCCAUCAACCAGAUUCAGCUGGUGCUCUUCGGCUUCCAGGACUCGGUAAACAAAGUCCUGAGGAACCAUCACAUUAAACCCCACUGGAUGUUUGCAAUGGAUAACAUCAUCCGCCGAGCCGUGCAGGCAGCAAUCACCAUCCUCAUACCAGAACUGAAGACCCACUUCGGCCCGGCGUCAGAGUGUGAGGGAGCAGAGAAGGAAGACGAAGUGGAUGAAGAGGAAGUAGAGUUUGGUCCCGUUCUAGCUCCUCACGCUGACGACCCCGGGACAACAGCUGACCCCACCCACUCCGCGGUCAGCACGCUAAACUCCGCCCACUCCCAGGAGCAUCAGCGCUCGCAUCAUCUACUGGGUGCACAGCUGGGGCGGCUCAAACAGGAGACAAACAGGCUGCUGGAGGAGCUGCUGCAAAAGGAGAAGGAGUACCAGCAGGUCCUGAAGGCCACACUGCAGCAGAGAACACACGACCUGGAGCUGGUCAGAGUCAGACACAGACCGCCAGACAUAUCACCUCCCUCCAUCUUCCACAUCCCAGCAGACCACGAGCCGGACAGGCAGCUCACCGAUUGGCUGAAGGAGCAAGGAGCAGACUCCGACACUAUAGAUAAGUUUGUGCUGGAGGAAUACACACUGACCGACAUUCUCAAUGACGUUACCAAAGACGACCUCCACUGUCUACGUCUACGGGGUGGAGUCAUCUGCCGCAUUUGGCGGGCCAUCCAGCGGCACCGUGAGCGAGAGAGGCUGAGGGGAGACCAAGGCUCAGAAGAUGAUGCAUGAUGGGAUACACAGACUACAACUCUGGAGGACUCUGUUCGGCAUAAACAUGCACACAUCUGCACACUGCCAGCCACGCACGGCGACCUCUCCUUUCUCGCUCUCUCUCCACGGUGCCUUUUCAUGUUGUAGUCUCUGAGUACUCGAUCUUUGUUUGAAUGUUCUUCUACACACAGUGCCAGACUUGACCAGACCAAAGCGCUUUAGUGCAAGUACUACUGUAUGUAUCUGUAUGUGCAUUUAAAUGCGUGCCACAAUGUGUUUGUUGAGAAUUUGUAAGAAAUAUGCAGUCCCCUUGUUUUGUUUUGUUUAAUUAGAAAACUCGAGAGAAAAAAGGCGUCAAAAUGUUCUAGUUUCAGGUUGAACUUUUAUUAUUGACUGGAUAAUUAUUCCAAAACUGUACAAAGAUUGAGUACACAAGCUAGUGCAUAUACCAGAGGUGGGACCAAGUCAUUGUUUUGCAAGUCACAAGUAAGUUUCAAGUCUUUGCCCUCAAGUCCCAAUUCAAGACCGACAAGUCAGAAGUCGUCCCAAGUCCUACAGUUUGAGUUUUGAGUGCUUUUAACAACAGUAAAAAUAUUUACACUGAUCAUGCAUGUUUUUAAAAUCUGUAUUUAUCAAAACUUAAUUUUUUGUAAGAACAUUCUUCAAACAUUUGAAAAAAAAAAACAAGUGCAUAACAAGAGCAUAUUGCACUAUAACUAGUUCCACAGCAGUUUAUGUCCUGUCUUGUCUCAUCUCAUGCUGUCUGUGUGUGUGUGUGUGUGGGUGUGAGUAUACAUGUGGGUACAUGAAUUUAUAGCCGAACGAAACUAUCUUUGGUAUCAUUGUUGCUCCUCUUCAUUGGUUGUCCUGCAAUUUGAUUGGAUGGAUACUGUUGGAUCAAAAUAAAGUGGAUCCAGUUGAUUAGAUGUUGUGCUGACAGCACACGACAGACACACGACAGACACGCAGCACACAUUUACACAGAGAGAUAGAGAGGUCCUUAGUAAUAUACUUUUUUAAUCUUUAGUCUUGGGGAAAGUAGCAAAUCUUUUGAAGUCCAAGUGAAGUCACAAGUUAUUGGUCCAAUUCGAGUUGCAAGUCUCUUUACAUUUUGUCGAGACAAAAGUCAUCACAAGUCUGACUCGAGUCCACACCUCUGGCAUAUACUAUCUACUUUUCCACUUAUGACAGGGGGUCUGUUGUCAGUAAAACAUAUGAAAAAAUGAGAGAGCCACAUGGAGAUAAUUUAUUGAAACAUGCAAACACAUGCCUGCUACCACCUCGCUGCCUUUACAUUUGUAUGCAUGUUAAGAUUUUCUUUAUAUUCAAACUAUAAGUGUUCUUUUCUCCUCUCUGUGUACCUCUAUUUCAAUGUUUUUUUUUAUUCCAACUGUUAAAUGUUUGUGCUUGUCUGUUUCAUUGAUUGCUUUAAAACUGCUAUAAACCUGGAAA
Molecule: messenger RNA, 5539 nt
Organism: Centropristis striata (black sea bass)
Lineage: Eukaryota; Metazoa; Chordata; Actinopteri; Perciformes; Serranidae
Gene: map3k15
Product: mitogen-activated protein kinase kinase kinase 15
Exons: 29
Coding region: 107-4105 (1332 amino acids)
Biological process (GO): MAPK cascade; cellular response to stress; protein phosphorylation
Molecular function (GO): MAP kinase kinase kinase activity; ATP binding
Source: RefSeq, a predicted model, not a curated record